GGCCGCUCUCGCGUUUGGCGAUGGUUCGUCGUUUUGUUUGUGUUGGGCGCUAGAGGAAUUUUUUGUUUACCUGCCGGAGUGGACUGUGGAUGCAGUGUUUUUCGUGUGUGUGAAAAUGUGAUGGACGUCUAUGGUGAAUUUCCGUGAAACGUGUGCGGCGCCGCUGCGCGAAAUGAUUGGGAUUAUCCAGCGGAGAUGUUGCGCGUUGCGACCGCCUGUCGUCCUGCUGCUGCUGUCGGCGUUCACCGUGGCGCCGAGUCUGGCCGCUGUACAAGGCGUGCCGGUGGCGGAGCUGGUGCUGACGGCCGAGCCGCAGGACAUGGUGGUGCUGCCGGGGCGGCCGGCGCUGCUCAACUGCGAGGCGGAGGCGCGCAGCGCCGCGCACAUCGACACGCAGCCGGUGGUGAGCUGGCGCGGCGGUGACGGCCAGACGCUCUCGUUCAUCGGCGACACCUACCGCUCCAAACUGCCCAACGGCUCGCUGUACAUCAGCGCCUUCGGGGAGGAGGACGACGUGGCGCCCGUGGCCGAGUACCAGUGCCUCGUGUCGCUGGAGGGGGUUGGCUCUGUGGUGAGCCGGACGGCGCGGCUGCAGCUGGCGACACCCGCCAAGAUCGUGCAGCAGCCCGCCGACCUGCGCGUGUUCCCUGGGCAGACGGCGCACUUCGCGUGCGUGACGCAGCCCGUGCCGGGGCCCGGGCGCGCGGCCGGCCCGCACGCCGCCUGGCUGCGCAACGACCGGCCGCUGCUGCUCGACCCCGCGCGCAUGCUCGUCAUGCCCUCGGGCGCGCUCGAGAUCGACGAGGUGCAGGCCUCGGACCAGGGCGCCUACCAGUGCAACGCGACGGGCCCGGCCUCGGGCGUGCUCAGCAGCAAGGCCUCGCUCACCAUCAACAUGGAUAUAGAAGCGGGGGAGAGCAUCAUGGCGCCGGUGUUCAUCGCCACCCCGAGGUCCACCGAGGUGAUGGCCGGGAAGAACGUCACCCUGGACUGCGCGGCCAACGGCAACCCUCGGCCGGAGAUCAGCUGGCUGAAGGACGGUAUCACCAUCGAUAUGGCGCACCUAGACAGUCGGUUCCGCAAAGUUGGAACGGGUAGUUUGCAAGUCCUAAAUGUCGAGGAGUCAGAUGCUGGGGACUACCAGUGCAGAGCCGAGAAUCGAGAGGACUCGGUUGACGCUAGUGCUACUUUAGAAGUACUAGUUCCCCCACGAUUUAUCAAGCAGCCUCAGAACAAAGUAGCCGUGGAAAAAGAUGAUCUAGAAUUGGAAUGUGAAGUGUAUGGAAAACCAGAACCAAAAGUUUACUGGGUGAAAAAUGGAGACAUCAUCACCCAAAAUGAAUACAUACAAGUUGUUGGAGGGUAUAAUUUGAGAAUUCUGGGGCUCAUGAGCAUGGAUUCAGGCAUUUUUCAAUGUAUUGCCACCAACCCUGCUGGAAACAUACAGGCAGCUGCCAGAUUAACAGUAGUUAGCUCAGAAUCCGAAAUUUCCUCUCCUGAUAAUACCUCCAGUACCCUUCCUCCACGUUUUACUGUCUCCAGUAGUAGUAGUAGUAGUAGUAGUUUGAAAAUUCAUAACACUCUUUCCUCUCGUGCCUUGCCUCGACCAUCCCAUGCACCCCCACCUCUUCAUUCUGAACCACACGAUAUCUUUGACCCUUACAACAAUGAUGACGACGAUGAUGAUGACGAAAACGAUGAUGAUGCGGAUGAUGGUGAUGAUGACGACGAUGAAUAUGAUGGUGAAUUGGAUGCAACAAACACAGCUGGUGGAGAUUCCCAGUCAGGUAGCUUUGAUGAAGUGAGGGGGAGUGAAAUCCCUAUGAGGUUACCUGGCACACCAUCAGAGCCAAGAGAUUUAGAAGCUGUGAUUGUGACAACAAGAUUUGUCACACUUCGAUGGAAAGAACCAGAAGAAAAAAAUGGAGACAUUGACACAUAUUCUGUGUUUUAUCGUCAGGACGGUUCUCAAAGAGAACGAGUUAUGAAUACAUCGAGAUCUCGACUAGAGGAAGCAAAUGUUCCAGGGUUACAACCUGAUCGUAAAUAUGAUUUUCGAGUUGUUGCUUACAAUCAAGUAGGAAUGGGCCCAAGCAGUCCUACCAUCACUGUCACUACUGCUCCUGAGGUUCAUGUACCUAGUCCUCCUUUAGACCUUGUUGCCAUUCCUCUCUCACCAAAAUCCAUUCUAAUUAAAUGGAGACCACCAGUUAACUCCGAUGGACCCAUUUUAAAUUACCGACUUUUCUAUAUGGAGGGGGAAUCUGCUGAGGAACAUCAUGUAGAAACCAGUGAAACUCACUAUGAGUUAACCGACUUAGAAGAGUAUACUGAAUACUGCAUUUGGGUUAUUGCGACAAAUAAGAAUGGACAAGGGGCAAGCACUGAAGAGGUAACGGCACGGACACUGUCGGCACCUCCAAGUGAUUACCCUCAAAAUGUAACUCUGGAAGCAGCUGGGUCAACAAGUGUAACUGUACGAUGGGAACCUCCUCCGAAGGAGGGCCAGAACGGCAUAAUAACUGGUUAUAAACUGCGGUACCGGAAGAAAGAUAGAAGAAGUGGAAAAGGUGACACUGUCACAGCUGCUGGCAAUCGCAGAUUGUACACUUUGACCGAUCUAGAGAGAGGCUCUGUUUACAAUGUGCGUCUUUAUGCAAUCAAUGUAAAUGGAACUGGUCCUCCAACUGAAUGGUACACAAUCGAAACCUAUCAAAAAGAUUUAGAUGAAAGCAGUGUUCCUGAUAUCCCAGCCAUGCUGAAGUUGCGCCCAAUGGUUGAUUCUAUGCAAGUGUCAUGGCUCCCUCCCCGUGAUCAAAAUAUUAAAGUCAGAGGCUACACAAUUGGAUGGGGUAAGGGAGUCCCUGAUGUGUACAGCCAACUGUUAGAUGACAAAGCAAGAACUUAUACCAUUGAAGAGUUAGAACCUAAUUCGGAAUAUGUUAUAAGUGUGAGAGCCUUUAAUGAAGUAGGUGAUGGACAGCCAAGAUAUGAGUCUAAUCGUACCCGAGAAGAAUCAACACCCGAGCCUAUGUCUCCUCUGAUACCACCUGUUGGUCUGAAAGCAAUAGUUCUAUCUGCCACUAGUGUUGUUGUCUACUGGACUGACACUACUCUAUCCCAGAGCCAGUUUGUAACUGAUAACCGCUAUUAUGUGGUGCGUUACACAUCAUUCCACUUGAGCCAACGUUAUAAAAACACAACUAACCUGAACUGUAUGAUUGAUGAUUUGAAGCCACACACACAAUAUGAAUUUACAGUGAAGGUUGCUAAGGGUCGUCGUCAAAGUCCGUGGAGCAUGGUGGUUUUGAAUACCACUUUAGAAGAUGCACCUGCCUCUUCACCAAGAGAUCUAACGGUUGUUGGUGUUGAUAAUCAUCCAUCCUCUGUUAAUCUCAACUGGCAACCACCAAAUAAACCGAAUGGAGAAAUUAAAGGAUACACCAUUUACUACACAACUGAUAUUACAUUGCGGGAUCGUGAUUGGGUGGUUGAAUCAGUAACUGGAGACAAAAUGACCACAACAAUUAAAGGGCUUACUCCUAGUACAACUUAUUUCUUCAAAAUUCAAGCAAGAAAUAGCAAAGGUCCUGGUCCAUUUUCUUCCACUGUUUCGCUGACUACUUCUACAAGCUCUAUUUCAACUAACGAUGUUGGCGCAAUGAGCAAAGAAAACCGAGGAUUGAAUGGAACAAUGCUAGUGUAUGUUAUUGUUGGUGUGGUCGGAUUGAUUAUUCUUGUUGCUGUAAUUGGUGUGACAGUAGUUUGCUGUAAGCGGUCUGAACAGGGCCAGGAGAGAAGUAAAAAAGGAUAUAUGAAAGGAAACACCAAGACCUCAAAGCCUGACAUAAAACCGCCAGACCUCUGGAUUCAUCAUGACCAAAUGGAGUUAAAAAAUAUGGACAAAUGUGGGAAUAAUCAUGGGAACCCUAGUGGAGAAACAUCGUCAUCAUCAUCUCAUACCUUGGCUACAACUUUGCCUAGAUCAGGUGUUUCAAAUACACAUCAAGACUAUUCUUCAGAUGGACCUCCUAAAUAUCAACAUCACACUAACUCCUUGGAUAAGAGGAACUACAUCUCGUCUUAUGUUGGCAAUUCACUGAACCACUGUGAUGAAAAAUCCUCUACCACUCGUCACAUUAUUAAAGCCAAACCCAUAAUAUCUUUGCCAGUGGAUUGUGAACCAUUGAGAGAAUCUGUGGCCACAGCUACGCCAAUCCCCAAUGGAAACAUGCCGCAGUCUCAAACUGAUGGCCGACCCCACUACCCCCGCACCCAGUACUCCAUGGCUCGUGCACAUGUGACUAUGGACCCUUCAGGCCAAACGUCUGAAAGUCCCUAUUCAUUACAAGGUGGAUAUGACACAGUUUCUAGUAUACCAGGUGGAGUCGGUGCACCUGGGCCACCCAUAUUACAUCAUACUCCAAAUCAUACAUCAACUUACAGUCCUGGACUAAAUGCCCAGCAGUUACCUCCACCAUUACAAGUGGGUCAGUCACCAGCAUCUCAACCAGGCCUGGCAACUGUUCAAGAAUGUAACUCAUCAUCGUCCAGUAGUGCUGGCAGUACUGUGGGGAGUACGAUCGGGCCGAGUGUCGGGAAUGCAGGUGCCAAACGGUUGCAAGGACACCCACUCAAGAGUUUUAGUGUCCCGGCACCUCCACCUCCUCCUCAAUCUGCUCCUUGUACGCCUCAACACAGUUGUAUUGGCUCUGUAGCAGGAGUUAGUGUUAGGCCUCAUCAAGGCUCAAGUCCCUAUAAGAAGCCCAACCUUGUGGCAACAGUAACAGCUGUACCAAUUGGAGGCUCCAGGGUUGGAGCAAUCAACCCUACUAUGAGUUCUGGUCUUCAUGACCCGGGUAGAUUACAGCCUUCAUACAGUACCGAAGAAUUAAACCAGGAAAUGGCAAAUUUGGAAGGACUCAUGAAGGAUUUAAAUGCAAUAACAGCCUCAGAGUUUGAAUGUUGAGGUGCUAAGACAUGUCAUUGUAUAAUGUUCCAUAUGUAUUUUAUUGAAUCAAAGUUCCUGUGUUCCUAAUGAAGUAAAUUGUAUGAAUAAUGUCAAAUAAGAAUAACAGAUACAGUUGCACUGUGAUCUAAAGACUGUAAGUGCUUUGCACGGGAAGCAUUAUUGUAGGAAUUUUCUCCUUGUGCUUUUUUUUUUUUUUUUUAUUUAUGACAAGAAGCCUUAUGUUCAACUCAGUGAGUUACAUAGUCUUGCUGUUUUGUUGUAUACACAAGCCUGAAAAAAUUAAACUAGCUAGUUAAUUUCCAUGUCAGGUGUGUAAUAUAUGAAUAUAUAUUAAAGCAGUCCAUAAUUUAUGGAUCCUAUGGAAAUUCUGACUGUCAGAUUCUGAAUCUCGGUGAAAGAUAGAUUACCAAAAUUUGAUGAAUUUAUGUUUUUCAAUACCAAGCAAUGUUGUUGGUGCAUUAAUAUUUACUUUAUUUUUAAUUUCUUUGGUGAUAUAUGAUUAAUUUGAUUAUAGUGUCUGGCAAUAUCUCACAAAUGCUCAGUGCUUAGUACUGUAUGUCCUGUAUGGCAAGUUUUUAACUGACAAGGCUCAAACUACUGGGUUACCAGUAGAUGUACCGAAUUACACACUCUUCACUUACUGCAGGAUAGUGUAGAUGACUCCCUCUUUAUUUUCUCACAUUUUAAGGUACCAUGAUCGUCUUUUAGUGUUACCAAGCCAGUAUUUAACCGUCAGGUCAAUGUGUUUAACAACUAUUGUAAUGUUGAAAUUUUCAAUGAAUGGCACAUCUUCAUCCAUUAAAAUCAGCAAGUCAUGGAAUAGAUGUGUUAAAUCAUUGUUACUCCAUUUCUGAAAUGGUUGACAAACAAUCUCACUGCCAUGUGCUCACCAGUCUGUGCUGGAGUACUGUAUUUUGCCAUUAUUUCACUGCCGUGGAGUUGUGUAGCUUACAAAUGUAAAUGUAAUGGGUAUUUUGUACCAAGCUAAUGAACUGACAAUUUAAUUGUAUGAAUGAAAUUAUGAAUGUGACAGAUGUGAAUCUCUUUGUAUGUUUGUAUGUGCAUCUUGUAUUUAAUAAGAACUCUCCAGUGUAAAUGUGUUAUACAUAUGUUUUUUGAUAAUGUCAAUAUGUGUGUUUAGGAAUCAAUUUGUCCCACCCCAAGUCUCAGUAUGCCUUGGGUGUGCUCUGCCAGUAUUUGUCUUUCUUGACAAACAUUUUGUACAUAAACUUUAAUUAUUUCUGAAUAUUGAGCAGCUCAUUUGCUAUUAUACAUUUUGAAAUUUGCAGAUUGGUUCAUUAUUAUCUUUUUGGCAUUUAGAAGACUGACAAGAUCUAUUUGCUGGGUUAUUUUGAAGUGGGCCUGUCAUUAAUUACUCAUAUUUAAUGUUACCAUGUUCUCAGAGUCCUUUUAUGAGGAACCAUGGCAAUAUAGUUGGUUACCAGUUGUUCAUUGGGCAGCUUCCUUUUUUAUAUUUCAAGGUUGUGUUUUUAUUUCUCUCUUUUUCUUUUUGUUGUUUUGUCUUAGACAAUGUCCUUAUGUUUAUGUCAAUGUUUUCUUUUGUGUUACCUGCUUUUGGGUAGAUUUGAUUAAUAUAGAAGUGAUAACAGUGGCUACAUGGAUGUAAACUUAAAGUAUGAAUUUCACUUUACUGUUGCUCUCUAUAGUAAUUUAGAUUUUUGUACGGUGUAUUAAAUGCGUGCCUAAUCUUAUGCAAUAUCAAGUGUAAGAAGAGAAUUUUAUUUUUCAGGAAAAAUAUACCCCAUUGAGUCUAUAGGCUUACUAAUUCCCCAUUUAAAAUCAUGAGGCUUAUGACAUCACAAAUAUCAUCAAUUUUAAAAUAUUCUAGGUUUUGUGUUAAAAUUAAGAACUGAACACAUGUCUUGUCUUGUAAAUUUAUGUACAGAUUUUCCCAUACAGAACAUUGUUGGAAUGUCCAACUGUGUUGUAAUUUAAGGUAAUUAGUCAUCAUCACACAAAAUUAAUAUAAAUAAAGAAAAAUUCUAUGCAA
Molecule: messenger RNA, 6983 nt
Organism: Frankliniella occidentalis (western flower thrips)
Lineage: Eukaryota; Metazoa; Arthropoda; Insecta; Thysanoptera; Thripidae
Gene: fra
Product: neogenin
Exons: 25
Coding region: 131-4969 (1612 amino acids)
Biological process (GO): cell-cell adhesion
Cellular component (GO): membrane
Molecular function (GO): protein binding
Source: RefSeq, a predicted model, not a curated record